UGAUAAAUAAACUUCGACUAUAUUUUAAAUGGGGGUCCUCUAAAAGGGUUAUUUGUGCAUUGCCCCCAUUACAGACUAAGCAAUACUUUAUUGGUAGCCAGCCCUGGCUAUAAGAUUUGUGAUUUAAGGGAAAGGUAAAUUCUUGCACUUUGGAUUUUAACACUGCACCUAAUGGACUCAACGAACGAACCUGACCACGACCUUUACACAAUCCCAAGUUACACAAGUUGGUUUUCUUGGCAAAGCAUACACGAAGUAGAGAGGCUAUCACUAAGAGAAUUCUUUGAUGGGAGUUCAAUUACAAGGACACCAAGAAUAUACAAAGAGUACAGGGACUUUAUUAUUACAUCUUACCGUGAGGAUCCGACCCGAAGGUUAUCAUUUACUGAGGUCAGGAAAUCAUUAGUGGGUGAUAUAAGUGUGUUACAUAAGGUGUUUACAUUUUUGGAGAAGUGGGGUUUGAUUAAUUUUGAUCCUAAUAAUGCUGAAUUGCCUGUUGAUGCUGUGGUGGAAGAAGAGGAUGAUAAGGAGGAUGAGAAGUGGAGGAUUAGGGUUGAAGAAGGGGCCCCACAUGGGGUUAGGGUUGUGGCUGCUCCUCAAUCUUUGAAACCCCUCGUGCCCGUGAGGGAACCGGUGAUUAUUGGUGGGAGGGGGAGGGGUGGUGGUGGUGAUGGGGUAGUGAAGGUGUCGCCAAUGGCGUCGUUUUCGGAUGUUUAUGGGGAGUUGGUGGAGGAGGGAAAAAAGGAAAGUGUGGUUUGUGAGAGUUGUAAAGAUCAAUGUGAUUCGGGUCAUUAUGAGUAUAGCAAGGAUGCGAGCAUUAAUUUAUGCGAGAAGUGCUUUAAAAGUGGUAAUUAUGACAAGAACAAAUUGGCAGAUGAGUUCAAGUUAAUAGAUGGUGCGAGCCCCAAAGCUGCCUGGACUGAAGCAGAGACUUUACUUCUAUUAGAAUCUGUACUGAAGCAUGGUGAUGACUGGGAUCUUGUUGCUCAAAAUGUCAAAACAAAGAGUAAACUGGAUUGUAUCUCAAAGCUUAUACAGUUGCCAUUUGGGGAUCUUAUGCUUGGUUCUAUUCAUAGAAAGCUUAAUUUUUUGGACAAAAAUGGUGAGGUAAGUGGCGUGGAUCAAGCUCAACCUGCAAUAAGUGAGUGUGGAGAAGCUCCUGCAAAUCAACCUCACGAGCAGAACCAGGAGCAUCAACAGAAUGGAGAUGCUGAAAGCGAAACCCCUCCUCUCAAGAAAAUACGGAGGGCUCCGGUUUCAGAAGCCAGUAGUUUCCUGAUGAAACAGGUAGCUCGCAUCUCUGGUGCUGUUGGUCCACGUAUCACAGCAUCUGCAGCUGAGGCUGCUGUUACAGCCCUUUGCUAUGAGAAUCAGUGUUCAACGGACAUUUUUGAUGAAGAUGAUGAUGGAUUGGGAUCAAUUGCUGAUAUCAGUGAGACAGAGAGGGCGAGUCAAGUUGAAAGUGCUGAAGGGGAGGAUAAGCCCGCCAGAUCAGAAACAGAAGUAGCAGUCUCUCAGAGAAAUACUAUACCACUAACUUUACGUAUGAGGGCCGCAACUGCAACUGCUGUAGGUGCUGCUGCUGCUCACGCCAAAUUGUUGGCCGAUCAGGAAGAGAGAGAAGUAGAAUAUCUGGUUUCUACUUUGGUUGAAGCACAGGUGAAGAAGUUGCAACGCAAAAUGAAACAUGUUGACGCUCUGAACCUGAUGAUGGAGAAGCGGCAUGGCCAAAUGAAGGAUUUAGAAGAAUCUUUAGUUAUGGAGAGAAUGGACAUCUUGCAGAAGAUAUUUAGUGCCGGGGUAUCUAGAUGGAGGGAUCAUGCUUCAGUCAAAUCUUAAAGUAACAGCAUAUAGCUUGAUGUUUCUUGAUGAAUAUCAUAUACCAUGAUGUUGUAGAGAGAUCAUCAUUAGUUUGCUUCUUCAGAUAUUCUCUCCUGAUGAUGAUAGUCAAUGUGUGCCUGAUUUAUAUUUCAGAUGCCUUUACUGUUCAGUACUUCACUUGAACUGUACUGACCUUCUAAGUUCCAUUGCUACUAUAUCACUUGUUUAAUCA
Molecule: messenger RNA, 2053 nt
Organism: Lycium barbarum (goji berry)
Lineage: Eukaryota; Viridiplantae; Streptophyta; Magnoliopsida; Solanales; Solanaceae
Product: SWI/SNF complex subunit SWI3A
Exons: 7
Coding region: 172-1839 (555 amino acids)
Molecular function (GO): protein binding
Source: RefSeq, a predicted model, not a curated record